Molecule: messenger RNA, 1687 nt
Organism: Stereum hirsutum FP-91666 SS1
Lineage: Eukaryota; Fungi; Basidiomycota; Agaricomycetes; Russulales; Stereaceae
Product: ubiquitin-like protein
Exons: 7
Coding region: 51-272 (73 amino acids)
Biological process (GO): mRNA splicing, via spliceosome; protein modification process
Cellular component (GO): nucleus; cytoplasm
Molecular function (GO): protein tag activity; protein binding
Source: RefSeq, a predicted model, not a curated record
CUUGCUUUCUCUCCUCGACUCAGUCUCCGCACUCUCCUUGUCUCUGCAUAAUGCCUCUCAUCGAAAUCAUCGCGAACGAUCGUCUCGGUCGCAAAGUCCGCGUGAAGUGCAGCCAGGACGACACUGUUGGCGAUCUGAAGAAGCUCAUCGCUGCGCAGACGGGAACUGACAGCUCGAAGAUCCAGCUGAAGAAAUGGUACACGAUCUACAAAGACCACAUAACGCUCGCCGAUUACGAGAUCCACGACGGGAUGUCACUCGAGAUGUACUAGGCUCCUGAGCAUCUCGUCGGCAAAACAAACAUCUCGUCGUCUAUCUGCCUGGCCUGCACCAUUGUCUCACACUCAAGACCCGAAUGUGUUGCGGGAGAGAGGUAUCGAUGAGAGAAUAAUUGUAUUUUGUCCGGAGGACCAUGACUCAUGUAUAGUCAAGCAGUCGUUGUAAGUUGCUGUUGUAUUAUUUUGGGAAUCAUACCUUCGCAUCUAUCGCGGUGCAAACAUUCGUGCGCUAUCCACACAAGUCAAGUUUCUCGGCCCAUCGCAAGCCCUAAAAGCCAGCCUGCGCAAUGAUGACGACUUUGCUGCCUACUCCCAGCACAUCACUGCACUGCCCAAUUUCUGCCGGUCGCCACAUAUCUACCCCUUCCACAGUCGACAUCCACACUUAUCCAACGCCUUCUUCACCUUCUUACUUCUCUCAGAACCGUCCCUCGCCCUAUUCGGCGCCAAAGCCAAACACGUAGGCACGUUCUCUGGCUGUUCGAUCCAUAGGUGAAAAGGGACGGGAGGCUCAGAAGAGGAGAGUGUGGUGGCUAGUUUUUGGAGCGUCGCGUCCGUUGCAGUCUGAACAUGUUGAUGAUUAGCAGUAGCAGUGUGGCGGUGGCACCAACUAGACUCGGUGAGAAGACCAGGCAAUGGACACGAAAUUGAGCAUACCUGCAUAACUACCUAUCACCAAGGAUCGUCCCUAUAAGUAGGAACGUCCAAGUACUAUGAAAUUCGGAAUAUACUGUACUCACCUUCCUCAUCCUCAACAAAUCCCCAAGAUAUUCCACUGUUUCUGGCCUUUCUCUUGUUUCAUGUAGUACAGCGGCAGUUGCAUGCGCCACCUGCGCCAUCAACGGUCCUACACCCCAUCCUUCCGCCUCAAGCAGGUCUCGCCGCACCACAAUUUGCAUGACCAGCGGCGACGCCUCUGUCUCUGCUACUUUCGUCUCCGUUGGUGCCGACGAGGACGAUUGAGCUGGGACUGAUCCAGAGGUAAUAGUCGAUCCUCCAAUGUCUUCUGACGCUGAUGAACGCGUGGAUCCUUCUACAGCUCCCAACGUCUCACUCACCUCCUUUCCACCAUCAUUCAUGUGAUCGUUCAUACCCGGCGCAACCAUCACAGAAACAGGACACCGUGCGAUAAUCUGAGAGUGAAAGCUUCGUCCAAACCUCGAAAGGAGUUCAAGGCGCGGAAAUCCUGGCGGUCGAGUGUCGCCCGACCUGGAGCUCCAAAGAGAGAGAGACGGUAAGACACGAAGGGAAGAAGGUCUAGAUAAGUUCAAGGGAGUCGUUCUGGACGUGAACGUUCGUCGAUUCGUGGCAGCUGCAGCUCGCGUUGAAUCCCAGAUAGUAGUUCUCGACGCGUGCAAAUUCAUGCAACAGGCGAUGUAGCAGAUAGGCCUAGGAUAUUCUCACAGCGU